GGGGGAUCAGAAGCCCAGACCUUGGUGGCCUGGCUCAGGGACAACGGGAAAGCACCACGUUACCCCCACCCCCACCCUGCUCUGCGCUCUGCUCUGCACUGAACCUCUCCACCAAGCCCACCCGAGUCUACUUGGGAAGGCAGACGAGUCCAUACCAGGUGACAAAGAGUUAAGUCGGACCCGCCUAGCAACCCCAAACCACGAAGCUUCUGCGACUAGAAAGCAACAUCCAUCAUUUUGUGAGCUUGGAGUUGGGUCCAGAUGGAGUCCCGUCUGGGCCGCGCAGCUCGCUGAAGCCGCAAAGAACCGCAGCAUCUGACCCUCCCGCCCCAAGUCCCGUCCCCACGGGACAGGGGACCCUGUGUGGACCAACUGAGGCCAAAGCACAGAGCUGGACCCAAGAUAAGGCAGGAAAUCGGCCUGACCGCCAGGGUGCUAAAGGCUCGACCCAGGCUGCGGAUGCAGGGGAGCGUUGCUAGGAGACAAGGUGAGCCCUAGAUUCUUUGGCGCGUGGCACCCCCCGCCCGCUGCAGCUAGGAUGCCGACGCAGCGCUGGGCCCCUGGGACUCAAUGCAUGACCAAGUGUGAGAACUCUCGCCCCAAGCCCGGUGAGCUAGCCUUUCGAAAGGGUGACAUGGUGACCAUCUUGGAGGCCUGUGAGGACAAGAGCUGGUACCGAGCCAAGCACCACAGCAGUGGGCAGGAAGGACUGCUGGCCGCCACUGCUCUGCGACAGCGGGAGGCCCUCUCCACAGACCCCAAGCUCAGCCUCAUGCCAUGGUUUCAUGGCAAGAUCUCCGGCCAGGAAGCCAUACAGCAGCUGCAGCCACCUGAGGACGGGCUGUUCCUUGUGAGGGAAUCAGCUCGUCACCCUGGAGACUAUGUUCUGUGUGUCAGUUUCGGCCGUGAUGUUAUCCACUACCGUGUCCUGCAUCGCGAUGGGCACCUCACCAUCGAUGAGGCCGUGUGUUUCUGUAAUCUGAUGGACAUGGUGGAGCACUACACCAAGGACAAGGGGGCCAUCUGCACCAAGCUGGUGAAGCCAAGGAGGAAACAGGGUGCAAAGUCUGCAGAGGAGGAGCUCGCCAAGGCUGGCUGGCUGCUUGACCUGCAGCAUCUGACUCUGGGAGCACAGAUUGGAGAGGGGGAGUUUGGAGCUGUCCUACAGGGUGAGUACCUGGGACAGAAGGUGGCUGUGAAGAAUAUCAAGUGUGAUGUGACAGCCCAGGCCUUCCUGGACGAGACGGCUGUGAUGACGAAGCUGCAGCACAGGAACCUAGUGCGACUCCUGGGUGUGAUCCUGCACCAUGGCUUGUACAUUGUCAUGGAGCACGUGAGCAAGGGCAACCUGGUGAACUUCCUGCGCACGCGCGGCCGUGCGCUUGUGAGCACCUCUCAGCUUCUGCAGUUUGCUCUUCAUGUUGCUGAAGGCAUGGAGUACCUGGAGAGCAAGAAGCUGGUGCACCGGGACCUGGCUGCUCGAAAUAUCCUGGUCUCUGAGGACUUGGUGGCCAAGGUCAGUGACUUUGGCUUAGCCAAGGCAGAGCGCAAGGGGCUGGACUCAAGCCGGCUGCCAGUCAAGUGGACAGCACCUGAGGCUCUCAAAAACGGGCGCUUCUCCAGCAAGUCGGAUGUCUGGAGUUUUGGGGUGCUGCUGUGGGAAGUCUUCUCAUAUGGAAGAGCCCCAUACCCCAAGAUGUCACUAAAGGAGGUUUCAGAGGCUGUGGAGAAGGGUUACCGCAUGGAGCCCCCCGAUGGCUGCCCAGGCUCUGUGCACACCCUUAUGGGCAGCUGCUGGGAGGCAGAGCCCGCGCGCCGACCACCCUUCCGCAAAAUAGUGGAGAAGCUGGGCCGUGAGCUCCGCAGUGUGGGUGUCACGGCCCCCGCCGGGGGACAGGAGGCUGAGGGCUCAGCUCCCACACGGAGCCAGGACCCCUGACCCCUGAAGCAGAAAGCAAGAGGACAUAGAUGCAGGGUCACAGAGCCAGGAUGAGCCAGUGCAUGGGCUCUGCAGCCCUUGGGACCCCCCCAUGCCUGGGACACCCCAUAAAGAACAAUUGGAAGGAUUUUGUACAACUGUC
This is a messenger RNA of Mus pahari (shrew mouse), 2081 nucleotides long. RefSeq names its product megakaryocyte-associated tyrosine kinase (gene Matk). Gene Ontology annotation, biological process: protein phosphorylation. Bases 539 to 1939 code for a protein of 466 amino acids. Gene Ontology annotation, molecular function: ATP binding; protein binding; protein tyrosine kinase activity. The transcript has 13 exons. The record is from RefSeq and is a predicted model, not a curated record. Lineage: Eukaryota; Metazoa; Chordata; Mammalia; Rodentia; Muridae.